GCAGCAGCAAGUCGACGGCGACGGCGACGGAGACGGGCAGCAGCAGGCACUGAAAUUGCAUUUCUAAUAGAGGAGCAGAGGCCAACACGUUCAGUGUAUAAUAUUUGAAAUCAAAGCAUUAGGGUCUAACCAUGUCAGCGGUGUACGUGAAUCACAAGCUCAACAUGCGCACAACUGCUGUCAAAAUGAAGCGAACGCAGCCAUGGAUGUCCUGCAUGUCCUGGAUGUCGUGGAUGUCGCACAAGCGGCUUCUCUCCACCAGCCACAGCCACAGUCUCAGUCCCAGUCCCAGACUCCAUCCAAGUCCCCAACAGGAAGCGGGCAUGGCCAAUUGAUUUUGACGGCAACGAGGACGAAGACUAGGAGGACUACGAGGACUUCGAGGACUAGGACUAGGAGCAAACUAAGACAAACUAAGAUAAUUCAAUCGCGUUUUUUACAUAUUUAUGGUUACUUUUUCUUCGGUUCCUUGAUGAGUUAUAUUAAAACUAUUUGCGCAUCAAUGGUGCAGCAAAUGGCAGCGGAAGCGGAUAAAGAAACGGAAGUGGAAGUGGCAGUGGCAUUGCCAGCAGCCAAAGCAAAAAGGAAGCCAGUAACGGAAACGGAAACAGCAACGGGAAUGGGUGUGGGAAUGGGAACGGGAACGGAUGCCCGCAUCGUGGCAACGGGAAUUUGCAUUAUAAGACUGAUAACAUUAAAAAGAUUUCUAGAGAUUUCCACAACCGACAAACACAAUCAAAAGCAUCAGCAGCAGCAGCAGCAGCAGCAGCAGCAUCAGCACCAGCCAUGGCAAUCAGCAGCGUCAGCAAUGUCACCAACGUCAGUAGAAGCGUCAGCUGUUGGAGGAGGAGGAGGAGAAGCAGAUCCAGUCCAAAAUAGAAGACACUCACAUCCACAUACACCCUCGCACUCCCAUAUACGACAUCCACAGGCGUGUUGGCGGCACCAGCUGACACCAGGCAUACUGCUUAUGCUCCUUUUGCUCAGCAGCCUCUGGCCGGACUGCUGUGACUGCCUGCACGGCGGCGGCAAUACGGUGAAGACCAAAUACGGCCUGCUGCGUGGGAUUGUGGUGCGCUCCACGCCGCUGGUGGAGGCAUUUCUCGGCAUACCCUAUGCCUCGGCGCCUGUGGGCAGUCUCAGAUUUAUGCCUCCCAUAACACCAUCCACUUGGAAAACGGUUCGCAAUGCGGAUCGAUUCUCGCCCGUCUGUCCACAGAACGUGCCCAUUCCACCCAACGGGCCGGAGGCGCUGCUGGAGGUGCCGCGCGCCCGUCUGGCCCAAUUGCGGCGUCUGUUGCCGCUGCUCAAGAACCAAUCGGAAGACUGCUUAUACCUUAAUAUCUAUGUGCCCUAUGAGACGCGCCGCUCGAAACGCAAUGUGGACGCUGAUGUUGAGAGUGCAGAAACAACGGCAACAAAACUCUCUACUGUGGUGUUCAUACAUGGCGAAUCGUUCGACUGGAACUCUGGCAAUCCGUACGAUGGCUCCGAGCUGGCGGCCCACGGCAAUGUCAUCGUUGUGACAAUCAAUUUCCGCCUGGGGAUCUUUGGUUUCCUGAAGACCGGCGGCAAGGAGAGCGCCCAAGGUAACUUUGGUCUGAUGGAUCUGGUGGCAGGCCUGCACUGGCUCAAGGAGAAUCUUCCGGCAUUUGGGGGUGAUCCGCAAAGCAUUACGCUGCUCGGCUAUGGCACGGGUGCCGUGUUGGCCAACAUAUUGGUUGUCUCUCCAGUGUCGAGUGAUCUAAUACAGCGCACAGUUCUGGUCAGUGGUUCCGCCUUGUCGCCCUGGGCCAUACAAAAGAAUCCACUCUUCGUGAAGCGGCGCGUGGCAGAGCAGACGGGUUGCCAUGGCGAUAUGCUGUACGAUGAUCUGGCGCCCUGUUUGCGAACCAAAAGCGUGGCCGAACUGCUGGCCGUCAAGGUGGAUCAUCCACGAUUCCUGGUCGGCUUCGCUCCAUUUGUGGAUGGAACUGUUAUAUCGCCCGUUGCCAAUCCCUUGGGCAGCACCACGUUGCCCCUGGGGUCAGCUAUUGUUAGUACUUCAGGAAUUGAAUAUGCAAACUUUCCGAAACGAGACCUCAUAUUCUGCCUUAGUUCUGUGGAAUCCUACCUGGAUUUGAGUGCCCAAGACCUAGAGUUUGGCUUUAAUGAGACGCGUCGUGAUCGCAUUCUACGCACUUUUGUGCGCAAUAACUUUCAUUAUCAUUUGAAUGAAAUAUUUGCCGUCUUGAAGAAUGAGUACACCGACUGGGAGAAAGCCAUACGAAAUCCUUUGAGCUCCCGCGAUGCCACCCUUCAGUUCCUCAGCGAUGGCCAUACGGCUUCGCCUCUGAUUAAGCUCGGCUACAUGCACAGCCUCCGCGGGGGUCGCACUUAUUUCCUGCACUUUAAGCACAAAACUGUCGAAGAGGAAUACCCACAGAGAACCGGCUCUGUUCGUGGCGAAGAUGUGCCUUUUUGGUUAGGUCUGCCCAUAUCCCCGCUCUUUCCACACAACUACACAACUCAGGAGCGUCAAAUCGGUCGCCUAAUGCUGCGAUAUCUGUCCAACUUUGCCAAGACAGGCAAUCCGAACCAAUCCACUGAGAAAACAGCCUUGGGUAAUUCAGAAGAUGCUACCUUGCAUCAGCAGAAGAAACGCUCGGCAGCUGUGGUCCCUAAUCCACAUCUCAGCGAUGCGAUGACUUUGGCGGUGCUCUACAAUCAGCGACGCAGCAAUGCCAUGCAUGAGAAACGCUCCUAUAUACGACGCCGUUUGCGGAGUAAUAAUGAUGGUGCCUUCACCCAGCUGGGGCUGGCCAGUGAGCGGGAUGUGGGCAGCUACGAGGGUGAUGAUCUUCCCUUUUGGGACGCCUACGAUGUGGUCAACCAGCUGUAUGUGGAGUUGGGCAACAAAGCAAACAUUCAGAGCCAUUAUCGCGGCCAUAAGCUGUCCAUGUGGUUGAACCUCAUCCCUCAACUACAUCGCCAUUUCAAUAUCAAUGACCAGUCCAUGAGACAUCAUCAAUUCCAGGAUGAUAUGAACAAUAGGGAUCUGUAUGAAGGCGUUGUGCGUCCACAGUUGCAGACGAAACCAGCAGAAGAUGAUAACAUCAUCAUUAUACAGAAGAGUAGAACGACCACGACAACGCCGCCACCGCCAAAGACACCUAGUGCAAAUGUAACGCAAGCCUUGAAUCCCAUGAUCAGCGGCACAGCUACCACCACAGAAUGUGGCAUCGAUGGAGCCAUGUCCGUCUCCGAAUUGACCACAACUCAAGCGCCGAAAGACAAUCGAACUGGAGGACAUACUCGGGUGGAGACCCAAAAGGACCUGGCCACCGCUUCGACGGGCAUCAUUGGCAAUCUGGAGCUACUGCGGCGGCUGAGCGGCAAACAGUUCCAAAGCUACACCACAGCAUUGAUUGCUACAGUGGCCGUGGGUUGCUUUUUGCUCAUCCUCAAUGUCCUCAUCUUUGCGGGGAUCUAUCAUCAGCGCGAGAAGCGUGCGCGGGAUGCGAAAACCAAGGAGGAGCUGCAGGAAAGCGAUACCAGCAAAAGUUCCAGCAUGCUCAAGCUGAAUGCUUUAAUUGGGGGUGGUGGAGGAGGACCUGGUGGUUGUGGAUCUGGUGAUCACGCAGAUGCGUACUCUCUCAGCGGCACUGUGGUGGACAGCAAGGGCGGUGUGGGUGUUGUCUUUGGGGAAUACAGCUGCUACGAUGAGAAGACCAAGCAGCUGAAGGAGGAGAAGCUCAUUGUGGAGCUGCCACCAUCGUCGUCGGUGUCGGUUUCUGGGCAAACGUCUCUCAUGAUGGACAGCUGGGGCGCCUGCUCCACCAGCACACUCGAUCUGCUGAAGACCAAACCAGGCAUCGGAAUGGCGGAUAGCCACCUGGAGAUGGUCUCCUACAAUGCCCUUCCCACGUUAAUGGAGUCCACGUCGGCGCUGAGCAGCAAGCGCGGAUCCUUUGUGGAGAACAGCCUGCAGUUCAACAGUCCGCAGCAGUUCGACUAUGCAGUCCAGUCAUCAGAUCAGAUGUCUUUCAAGGCUAUCGAAGAAGCCGUCAAGGCGGCGGCCAUCCAAGACUCUGAGAUCAUGCGAGAUGAUGACAUACCCGAACCGCCGCCCCCACCGCGAUCUUUUCUUGCUGCCCAACAGCAACAACAACAACAGCAGCAGCAACAACAGGGUAUACUGCGGCAGACGGGGACUGCGGGCAGUGCGACCACGGGUCCAGGGAGCAGCGGGAGCAAGAAACGUGUACAUAUUCAGGAAAUCUCUGUCUAGCAUGCAUUACCCUCCAACUCUUACUACGACUAAUCACAAUGUAAGCCCCUCAUUUCAUCUCGUUUCCUUCUACUCAUUUGAGGAUCAGUUCUUGAUUUAUUCUCUCUCUAAUUUAAAACACACACACAACACAAACUGCCCCUCCUCUCUCUCUCUCUGCAUUAGAGCCUUUUUCUGUAUGUGCUCUGUUUUGUGAGAAGAUGAUGCAAAAAAUCGAUGUAACUGUAUGUAUUAUGUGUAUGUAUGUAUGUUUGUACAUUAUGUAAAUGUUCCUGGUAGUCCGUGGGAAUGUGAGAAAUAUAAGUGGAAAAAUUCAAGUGUAGGAAUCAUUUCGUCGAAAGUGUUAUAUUGUAUCAUUGUGUGUAUAGUUUUUAUGUUCCUUUCGAUCGUACGUACGAUUAGGAUUCACGUAUUAUAUUGUAUUUGCUUGUUAUUUAAUAAUUAGCGAAAUCAAAAUCGGAAAAUAUAUAUAUGUAACUGGCUUUUAAUUAUUUAUAAUACCAUAAACUACAACUAUGAUACGCAUACUGUAUUUAAAUGUAUUGUAAAAUAUUGACUCUAUUUGUAUGAAAUACAUAUGUAAUACAAAAAUCACCAGCAGCUGAGAAGGCUGCUUAAGAGAAUGAUCAAGAAUUGCACAAAAAACAACAUACCGAACCCCGCGCACCGCUGAUAUACUGCAUAAGAUCGGAGUAAGGCAGCAUUCAAACGUAAGACAGGCAAUCAUAGCCAUGUUGUGCUGAUCAGAACUCAUCCACUAGAGCCACUCAUGUAGAAGCCCAAAUUAUUAAAAACCAGUGCUUUCAGAUACAGGUAGCAGCGGGGGCUUUUUAAAAUCAGUAACUGGCCUUCGAUAGACGUCUUACAACUAAUGGGGUACAGAUAACCAGCAAUAUGUUUGUAAAAAACCAACAGAAGUGUUUUUAUAGUGGCACAUAGUUCAAGGAGGCACAUUAACCGAUCAU
Drosophila persimilis is the source of this 5235-nucleotide messenger RNA. RefSeq lists its product as uncharacterized. Bases 203 to 4270 code for a protein of 1355 amino acids. Gene Ontology annotation, molecular function: neurexin family protein binding; signaling receptor activity. The transcript is spliced from 12 exons. Lineage: Eukaryota; Metazoa; Arthropoda; Insecta; Diptera; Drosophilidae. Gene Ontology annotation, biological process: neuron cell-cell adhesion; presynaptic membrane assembly; modulation of chemical synaptic transmission. Gene Ontology annotation, cellular component: postsynaptic membrane; cell surface; synapse. The record is from RefSeq and is a predicted model, not a curated record.